AUGGCGGCUAAAUUUAUCGAUGAACGUUGGAGAACUUUUGAAGAAAAACAAAAUUUUGAAGCAAAAUCUCGUUCACAAGUUUUUUCUCAAAACCUACCUAAGAACGUUCUCAUACGUGAUCGUAAAAAUGAGAUUAAAGAUAACUCUUAUUGUGAUAAUUUCGAAGAUAUGGAAACUGAAAGCGAUAUUAUAAUAUGGAUUUGCAGGCUAACUGACUUUAGUCACCUUUGUAGUAUAACUGUUAAGAGAGAGCACAUCCUGAGCUAUAACUAUACGGGUGAAGGUUUACACAUACAAAACAAGCAAGAUCCCAAGAUUGUAUUUGACAGUCCAGAGUGUUUAAUUAUACGACGCCAAUCCGUUUCUAAGCUACUGGAUGACAAAGACCAGAUACAUGUUUAUAUUAAAGUUUUUAAAUAA
This is a messenger RNA of Parnassius mnemosyne (clouded apollo), 420 nucleotides long. The record is from the annotation of a GenBank genome assembly. NCBI's taxonomy places the organism in Eukaryota, Metazoa, Arthropoda, Insecta, Lepidoptera, Papilionidae.